Molecule: messenger RNA, 6085 nt
Organism: Stegastes partitus (bicolor damselfish)
Lineage: Eukaryota; Metazoa; Chordata; Actinopteri; Pomacentridae
Product: aconitate hydratase, mitochondrial-like
Exons: 18
Coding region: 28-2373 (781 amino acids)
Biological process (GO): tricarboxylic acid cycle
Cellular component (GO): mitochondrion; cytosol
Molecular function (GO): 4 iron, 4 sulfur cluster binding; aconitate hydratase activity
Source: RefSeq, a predicted model, not a curated record
CAUCCUUGUCAGUGAACAACACACAAAAUGGCGUCUUACUGUUUGACUGUCGCCAGAGUGCGGGUGGCCCUGGGAACUGGGGCGAGACGGUUUCAUGUCUCUGCAGCCUUCAGCGCCAAGGCCAAAGUGGCCAUGAGCCGCUUUGAGCCUGGUUCCAGCAUCAACUAUGAGAAGAUGCAUGAGAACAUCAACAUUGUACGCAAGAGGCUCAACAGGCCUCUCACUCUGUCGGAGAAGAUCGUGUACGGCCACCUGGACGACCCAGCGGGGCAGGAGAUCGAUCGCGGCCGCACUUAUCUGCGCCUGCGUCCCGACCGCGUGGCGAUGCAGGACGCCACGGCUCAGAUGGCGAUGCUUCAGUUCAUCAGCAGCGGUCUGCCCAAGGUGGCGGUUCCCUCCACGAUCCACUGUGAUCAUCUGAUCGAGGCUCAGAUCGGAGGGGCCGAGGACCUGCAGAGGGCAAAGGAAGUGAACCAGGAGGUGUACAACUUUCUUGCAACUGCUGCAGCAAAAUAUGGGGUUGGCUUCUGGAAGCCAGGCUCAGGGAUCAUCCAUCAGAUCAUCCUGGAGAAUUAUGCCUAUCCUGGAGUGAUGCUGAUCGGCACCGACUCCCACACGCCCAACGGCGGUGGUCUGGGUGCCAUCUGCAUUGGGGUGGGUGGAGCUGAUGCUGUAGACGUCAUGGCUGGAAUCCCAUGGGAGCUCAAAUGCCCCAAAGUGAUAGGUGUGAGGCUGACUGGAACCCUGUCCGGCUGGACUUCUCCCAAAGACGUCAUCCUGAAGGUAGCUGGCAUCCUGACGGUGAAAGGUGGCACAGGGGCCAUUGUGGAGUAUCAUGGGCCUGGAGUUGACUCAGUCUCCUGCACUGGAAUGGCCACUAUCUGUAAUAUGGGUGCUGAAAUCGGAGCCACUACAUCCGUGUUCCCCUACAACCACCGUAUGAAGACAUACAUGGAGAAAACUGGCCGUGGAGAGAUUGCCACUGUGGCAGAUCGCUUCAAAGACGACUUGGUCCCAGAUCAAGGCUGUGAAUACGACCAGCUCAUUGAGAUCAACCUGAGCGAGUUAAAGCCCCACAUCAACGGCCCGUUCACGCCCGACCUGGCUCACCCCGUGUCCGACAUCGGGGCCAUAGCCACGAAGAGCGGCUGGCCCCUGGAGGUUAAAGUUGGCCUGAUCGGCAGCUGUACCAACUCGAGCUACGAGGACAUGGGCCGGGCCGCCUCUCUGGCCAAGCAGGCUCUGGACAAAGGCUUGAAGUGCAAGGCCCAGUUCACGGUUACCCCUGGUUCUGAACAAAUCCGCGCCACUAUCGAGCGGGACGGAUACGCAAAGAUCUUGAGUGAUGUUGGAGGAAUUGUACUUGCCAAUGCUUGUGGACCCUGCAUCGGACAGUGGGACAGGAAGGAUGUGAAAAAAGGAGAGAAGAACACAAUCGUCACGUCUUUUAACAGGAACUUCACUGCCAGGAAUGAUGCUAACCCAGCUACUCAUGCUUUUGUCACCUCUCCUGAGAUCGUCACUGCUUUGGCCCUCGCCGGGACCCUCAACUUCAACCCUGAGACUGACUACCUGACUGCUCCCAGUGGGGAGAAGUUCAAGCUGGAACCCCCCACCGGUGACGAGCUUCCCUCCAGAGACUUCGACCCGGGCCAGGACACCUACCAGCACCCCCCCACUGAGGGCAGCUCGGUCAAGGUGGAUGUGAGCCCCUCGAGUAACCGUCUGCAGCUGCUGGAGCCCUUUGACAAGUGGCAUGGGAAAGACCUGGAGGACCUGAGGGUUCUCAUCAAGGUGAAGGGAAAGUGCACCACCGACCACAUCAGCGCCGCCGGACCUUGGCUGAAGUUCCGCGGUCACCUGGACAAUAUCUCCAACAAUCUACUGAUCGGCGCCGUCAACAUCGAUAACGACGCAGUCAACAAGGUCAAGAACCAGCUGACGGGAGAGUAUGGAGGUGUGCCAGAUGUGGCCCGUCACUACAAGGCCAGCGGAGUGAGCUGGGUGGUGGUCGGAGACGAGAACUACGGAGAAGGAUCCAGUCGGGAGCACGCCGCCCUGGAGCCGCGACACCUGGGAGGGCGCGUGAUCAUCGUCAAGAGCUUUGCCAGAAUCCACGAGACUAAUCUGAAGAAGCAGGGCCUGCUGCCUCUGACUUUUGCUGAUCCCAGUGACUACGACAAAAUCCGCCCCGAUGACAAGAUCUCCAUCACGGGCCUGAAAUCCUUUGCUCCGGGCAAGCCCCUGACGGCGGUGAUCAAGCACAGCGACGGCAGCCAGCAGCUCAUCUCUCUGAACCACACCUUCAAUGAGACGCAGAUCGAGUGGUUCAAGGCUGGCUCCGCCCUCAACAGGAUGAAGGAGCUCCAGUAGUGGGUGAAGAGGAGGGCGGCGGGGCCUGUAGGGCUGAUGGAAGGGUCUUGAUGUGGGUUGAGAAGGGGAAGAACGUGGACCUGGAGAGGGGAUUUGCAAAGAGGGACAGACGAUGCGAACAGUGGAGGGUAACCAGAGGUUAUUUUGGGAAAAGUGCAGCCAUGCUUGGUUAAAGAAAGAACACAAACAUUAACUUGCGUACACACACAGAAGGCCGCUGACACACAUACAGGGACAGGAUUACUGCUAAAGCACUCCCAUGCAUGUGCACUCCUUUAAAAUCAGGUUAGUUAAGCUUAUUUGUUAAUUGCAGCAUUCAGGUGACUGUUUCAUAGAUGCUGAUCUUUUCCACUGAACAGGGCGGCGUUUUACUGUUUUAUUUAUUUAUGCCACGCUGGUGUCAAUAAUGAUCAGAACUAGAAGUAUACAAACCUGAUUUAGACUCAGAAUAAUAAAGUCAGAUCUGUAAUAUUGUCAAAAAUAGUUGAAGCAGCUACAAGUAAAAGUUUAUAGAAAUCUGGAAGUGGCAACAAAAAGAGAAGAAUUUGAAACCGUACAGAUUUCUUGCAGGUGUUCCCUCAGAUCUUCUCUUUUCUGAGCCACCUCCACCACAUUAGGUUCAAGCUCAAGGUCAGUAUUUUGUGGCUUCACCCAACAUUUUAAAAGUCCUCCAUCUAACCCAUUGCACCGUCAAAUUCAGCUCUUGUCAUGUUUAUACUAUCACAUCUGAUGAGUGAAAACUUGGCUAGAACGUCCCGUCACAGACCAGAUUUUCUAAACUCUAAGAACAGAGCCAGGAGGUGGUGCAGAAGUCUGGUUUUCUCUCAGACCACUUGAGUUACAAUAUGCUGAAAGGUUUGAUUUUUCUUAGUAAUGCCAAAAAAAAUGCUGCCUACUCCAGCUUUAACACCUGAAAUUACAAAACCACUCCAAAACUAGACAGAGACAGGUGUCCUUUACAUCUAACUUUCUCUCAGUAUCGACCACUGGAAGCUCAAAAACCCCGAAUGAGUCGUUUGACUUUCACGUACUUGCCCUUUAUAGGCAGCCUUGGACAGCAGUAACUCUGGGCAGGUGAGAGGUAGAAUAAACAUUUCCAGGCCCUUCUAGCCUUUCUGUGUCCGAUGCGAUGCAGAAUGCGAUGGCUCCGACUGCGACGUUAACUCCAAAACAGCGACAAACAGUUGCUGUACGUGAUUCCAGUUCUAUGAGCACAAAGGGAAUAGAACAGUGGAGGUGUGUUAUGUUGGCUGAUAUGAUGGAGAGAAGCUGCUGCAGCUCGAGGACAGAGGGAGGCUGAAACAUGGCUGCUUGUGGUCCUGCCCUGAGUUUAACCAGUCAAGCCCCACACAGUGGUUUUUCUAGGCCCUCCGAAAGCGGUUCUAACAUGCACAAAGGUUUGAACCUCCCUGACAGUGGAAAAGGACUUUUUAUCUCUGAAUUCUAAAUCUGAAGAUCCUCUAAAGUGCAUCUUAAACAUUGAGUUACCUUGAUCUAGGUGUCCUUUACUGCUUUCUGAUGCCAUCCCUGACUCAUAUUAGUCAUUGGUGAUUGGGGCAGCAAUAUAAGCGAACUCCCAGGCUCGCUCACGACUGUAAGCGACAUUAAUGAAAUCCCUCUCACUCGCUCGACUUUUCAUGCUGCUGCUGUUGUACUCGCUGACAUUCCCAGCUGCUCACUUAAUGCUCACAUGCAAGGUUGGUCUUUUUGCACCGUUGUGUAAAAACUGCCCCUUCAGACUCAGACAACAAACCAACCAUUGUGUUGGCCGUUCCAUUUGUCCUUUCCGUCUGUGUGUGUGAUGAUGAUUGGUUUUCUCAGGUUACUCCGUGUCUGCAUCUGUUUGUCCUUCUUUGCUGGCGCCGCUCUACUUUUUUUAUUUGAGCAAGUUGACUCCAACCUGACCUGUUUGGUGAAAUAGGCUUUAAUCCGGUUUGUGUUGCUGGGCGGUGAGCCUGUACUUAGCGAGUUGUUUUAUGUCAAUUUUAGUGUCGUUAACAAACCCAAGAAAUCUUCCGUGCCCAUAGCAGAAUGCAGUAAAGCUGUAUAGUAUCACACUCCGCUCCUAUGUCAUAGAUCUGUCGUUCUGUUGUCCCAGUUAAACCCUCUGGGCAGAUCAGUUGGCCGUCCAGCUCAGACCUGUUAUGUGAUUUCUCUUUGUUUAGGUACCAGUUCUUUCAGUUAGUCUUCACUAUCAUCUGAACCUGCCAAUGUGUGAAACUCCCCCGUCUAGCUGUACUAAGAGACGAGAGUGUUUAUCUUUGAACUGAAUGUUUUUUUUCAGGUUGAGGCUUGGUCCUCCAUAGUCUUGGAAAGGCCUGCUGUCUUCUUGAGCAACAUAACGCACAAUCUAGUGUCCAGAUGCCUGUACACUGGCACUUUGUAGAGUUAGGGACGUAGUUGUAGGUGUCGUCUGACAUGCGUUGAUUUUCCCCCGACAGCGUACGCACGAUUCUUCUUCCUGUUUCCGAACGGUAGAAAGACUCAAGAACGUUCUUGGUGCCACUGAAAAUGUGUGGUUGUGUGUUUUCUGGGAUGUUGAAGCAGAUUUCUGGUGAUUUCUGUGGGAGUGCUGUUGGUCCUUUGUUUUGUUCUCCCUCUUACGCACAAAGUCUAUAGACUUAUUCCCUCUUGAUUUUGCUGUUGCACUAAUAAAAAUGUAUUUAUGAGGCAAACCCCCCUCAAGCCACAGAGUUGGGACGUGACUGUGAUGAUGUGGUGUAGAGCUACACAAUGACCAGACGUGUAUACAUAAGUAAUACAUGAUAAUAUAUAUAUUUAAAUGUCUAAUUAAAUACAAACUAUAUGAUAUACAUAUAAGUAACGUGUUGUAUGCUGCCUGUGUAACUGAGAGGAUGGUGUGUGAUAUUUUAUAACAGCGUGUGACCUAAAGCGGUUCCUGCAGGGCUUUGACUGUGGAAAAUAACUUACUGUUAAGGUAACGCUUAAAGGCUUUUUGUAUUUUGCUAAUUUUCACUUUUGUUUGAAUUAUGAAGAUGAUUCUAAAUUGCAGCAGCAGUUUGUGUCACAAACAUGAUUUGAUGUUGCUGCUGCGCUCCUCGCCGUGACGGUUAAAAAACUCAUCGUCAGUGUGUCAGGUUUACAGCCAAAGAUGCCUGAAGAAAGAACCGGGACGAUGAGAAGUACUGGUUAUCCAUGAUGUGUUUCCUACAAUCUAAAUGUGUCAUUAGACAUUUCAUCAACGUCACUGUGACCGUGAUGAUGAUUUGAUUCAGGCUUUUAAAAACAUUUGAAAAACUACUGAUUGAUUUGAUCAUCCUCUUUUCUUGUCUUCUGCAAAUUGUGAAGCUCAUACUGUGACAUACGAUGAUGUUUAUCCACUGGUUCGAGCCUUUGAGCUUUAAAGCACUGCUGUAAAGUGAGAAAUCAUGAAAGCAUUGUGUGGCGGCUUUGAUGCUAAUGGUGUCAUUCUGUACUCAGGUAUGCUCGGUUUGAUCAGACUCCUGCUGAUAUGUUUGAAAUCAACUCUUCAACGUGCCCCAUUUGUUCCGAUGCAGUAAAUAAACACAGAAUAUGACCUGAUGUUAUUCCACAGCGGUAAAUAUCCUCACACUCCUGUUUUAGCAACUUAAUCUUGUCAAAGUAAAGUUGAAAUUGAAAAUGCCUGCAGUUUUGUAGCUCACAAAAUUUCAAAUAUCUCAAUAUUUACAUUAUGAGUAGUGAAAUAAUAAAGAUCAAAUUCUGAAGUGAA